Cimex lectularius (bed bug) is the source of this 1960-nucleotide messenger RNA. RefSeq names its product alkaline phosphatase. Bases 421 to 1950 code for a protein of 509 amino acids. Gene Ontology annotation, biological process: dephosphorylation. Gene Ontology annotation, molecular function: alkaline phosphatase activity. The transcript has 8 exons. Lineage: Eukaryota; Metazoa; Arthropoda; Insecta; Hemiptera; Cimicidae. The record is from RefSeq and is a predicted model, not a curated record.
AUUUCGUUGUUAAUUCCAAUAAUUUGCUUUCUCACUAAGUAAAUAUCGAUUGUCUUUACUGUUUACAUUCUGUGAAUGUUUGAGGCUUCUCUUUAAUGAGAGAGAGAGAGAAAGAGAGAGAGAGAGAGAGAGAGAGAGAGAGAGAGUGAGAGAGAGAGAGAGAAAUCCCUCCCCACUUUAUACCGAACCAUUUGUGUUUCGGCACAACACACAAGUUACAUUUCAACCGACUCCCAACAGAAAAUUUGAACCCGGAUAUUUUUCAACGAGACGAUCGUUUUUCCCGCCUACCGACCCAGAGUCUCCCAUUGCCCGUGAAAAUUUUUACCUACCGAGAGGCCGAAGCCAAGAGAGAAAGGAAAGAAUUUGGUGGGGGCCUGGAGUUGAAAUAGUCACCAGUUAAGUAAUAAUCACCACAACAUGUUACACCAGGCCGAUAUCUUAUGCCUACUCGGCUUCUUGUCAUUGCUGAUGCUUGUCAACUCCAUCUCAAUCAAUUUAGAUGAUUUUCGUUAUGAAAUCAUGGGUAAAAAAGAAUACAAAGAACAAAAAAAAGAUUUUUGGGAGCAAAAGAAUUUAGCAGCCCUUAAGCAAAAGUUAAGUACAAAAGAGAAUAAGAACAAAGCCAAGAACAUCAUCUUUUUUGUGGGUGAUGGCAUGUCGUUGGGGACUGUCGUGACAAGUAGGAUUUACAGCUGGCAAACCCAACACAAAACUGGCGAGGAAGGCAGUCUUUCCUUUGAGAACUUCCCUUACACAGGAUUAUCUAAGACUUACUGCGUGGACAGACAAGUCCCAGAUUCUGCAUGUACAGGAACAGCAUAUUGGAGUGGGGUUAAAGCCAACUUCGGCACUCUCGGGGUUUCAGCAAAUGUUUCUUUCUCUGACAGGUUCUGCGGAGAAGUGAAUGAAAAUACUACAGUGAAAACAUUGCUCGAUUGGAGCCAAGAAUCAAAAAAAGCAACUGGAAUUGUUACAAACACAAGAGUUACAGAUGGUUCACCAGCAGCAGGAUAUGCCAAGAUACCAAACAGGAAUUUUGAGUACGAUGCCAACGUGCCACUAGACAGCAACAAUAUGACAAAUUGUAUUGACAUUGCUAAACAACUUGUUACGAAUUCACCGGGCAAACAUAUUAAUGUUAUCAUGGGUGGAGGUAGAGACUAUUUCUUGUUAAAAGAUUCAAAUUCUGUCAUUUAUCCAAGUGGUAAAAGAAUAGACACAGACUUAGUUGAAGCGUGGAAAGCCGGGAAAAACAAGGCCCAUUUCAUCACUUCUAAAAAAGAACUAGAAAAUUUAAAUCCCCUUGAAACUGACUAUGUUCUCGGAUUAUUUAGCAAGGGCCAUAUGCCGUAUGAAGAUGAAAGAACUGGUAAAACUCCAUCGCUUACUGAAAUGACUGAGGCAGCAAUAAAAAUUUUGAGCAACUGCUCUGACAAUGGUUUCUUACUUUUUGUCGAAGGGGGCAGAAUAGACCAUGCCCAUCAUGAAACACGCGCGAUGAGGGCACUUACAGAAACGGUCGAGUUUGCAAAUGCUGUUAAGUUGGCUUACGAAAAUACAAACCCAGAAGAGACGUUGAUAGUGGUAACCGCUGACCACGCACACACAUUAACAUUCAGUGGGUAUCCAGACAGGGGGGCAGAUAUAUUGUCCUUUGCACGCAGAGACAGUUCAGGCACUCUAUACACAACUCUCAGCUACGCCAAUGGCCCAAAUCAAAACAGAGCCUUCGUCAAGCAUAAAACCACCAAAUAUUACAGCGGUGUGUGGAACAGAGUGGAAACGCACUCCGGAGAAGAUGUCCCAGUCUAUGCCAGUGGUCCGUGGGCACACCUUCUCACAGGAUCAUUUGAACAAACGCUAAUUCCCACAGUAAUGGCAUACGCAUCUUGCAUAGGUGACUUUGCUGGAGAAAAUUGCCAUCAAAAAUUAUCAAAAAAUAAAUGAUUUCAUUCCA